Molecule: messenger RNA, 6981 nt
Organism: Trypanosoma brucei brucei TREU927
Lineage: Eukaryota; Euglenozoa; Kinetoplastea; Trypanosomatida; Trypanosomatidae
Product: transcriptional regulatory protein NOT1
Exons: 1
Coding region: 1-6981 (2326 amino acids)
Biological process (GO): nuclear-transcribed mRNA catabolic process, deadenylation-dependent decay
Cellular component (GO): CCR4-NOT core complex; P-body
Molecular function (GO): molecular adaptor activity
Source: RefSeq, a predicted model, not a curated record
AUGUUGUAUGAGCAUACUACUGACAUCGGGAGCUCCCGUGGUGCUGCGGCGCGGUACCUCAUAGCGUCUGCGACGAAGAGUUCCCUCCAGACAACGCUGCAGGCUCUAGAAAAGAUAGCCGGGCAGUCUGUAGAGUUGUAUAGGUUUGUUGUGUCUGCAGCUGUCUCUUCUAUAUGGACGCCCCCGCAGACAGAGGAAAAAAAUCUCCUUGUCUCUAAACUUGUGUCGACGGCCCUUGAAAAGAGUAACGCGCUUACGCUUGUGUCGGCGGCUGUUGAUGAGUCGCCGGUGACUGUAACGAAGGAGUCUCUGGUGACCCUCAUGACGCGGGACUUGAAGCUCACGCCCCCGCAGCAGCUGCAGUUUGCGAUGGGUCUUCUGGCAGGCAGCAAAAAGGGAAAGGAGGCGGCUGCGGAGUUCCUCAAUGGCAUCAGUGUGGCGCAAUACACAGUGAAGGAGGACGUCGCAAGUCUUUGGUCCUACAGUGUCCUCGCACGACAACUGGGUGAUGUGCAAGCUUUGGAGACUCAACUCUCUGCCGCAGCCGCAGGUGCCGCAGGUGGCGCAAAUGACAGGGUUACAGUAUUGCCACAUGAUGGUGUUGUCGAUAUGCAUGUCAGCCUGUCAAGGAUCAUUGAUGAAUUAGGCACGGCUUGUGUGGCGACGCCGGCAGACUGUCGUGAGUUGCUCAGCUUGUUCCCCCGUCCCGUCACCCAAGUCGAUGUGGCGGAUGUGGUUGGUUUCUUCGCCUCGCAAGGGAGUGCGCCAACGGACACGAACACGUAUAACGCUCUCAUGGCUUCAGCCGGGCGUGAACCAACAAAGGUACAGCAAAACGCUGCCAUUUCACCGUUUCCACUUUUGGAGUUACUUCAGGAGAGAGUGCAGGAGCCGGUGGAUUGGGAUACCGUCCUUCGUAUGCUUGAUAAGAGUAACGAGGGACCGUUCGUGCGGAAGCAUGUGUCCAUCGUGUUUGAUGCGUAUUGUAAGUUCAAGGGUACCGGCACACCCGGUGUGUAUCCCCCGAUUACCAUAUUCCUCGGGAGAUGGAGCAACGUCGGCCGGCAGCGCACCGUGUUAGAAUAUAUACUUAAGCACCCAGAGAAAGUUUCGAUGCAGGGGCUGUCGUGCGACCAAAUGGCACCAAUCGAGCUGGUAGAAGUGGACGCUGCGGAUGCGGCUUCAAGUCCCACGACUUCCGGUGCCAGUGCGUCACCGUCGACAGUUCCGGAAAGCCGCGCGGGAGAAGUAGAGUUGUGGCGCUAUUUCCCUUUCCUCGAAGCAGCUGUACACGUUGCAAGCCGCGACGGUGCCUUUGAUGCCGAGACGUUGCGGCCGGCGGCGCUGCGCUAUCCACUUCUCAUGCUGUAUUCCUUGCUCUUUGGCUCGUUCCCAGGUACGAUGAAAAACUUCAGCACCGCGAAACUGAUUUUGAGGGACUCUCGGCUUCCGCUUGAACGCGUUGCAACUACCAUCAUCCCCGAGGCAGAAAGGCGCGGAAAGUUGAACACCGUCAUUUCUCUACUGUCUGAGCUAACUAUUGUGGUCCCGAGUCGUACAAUUGACGUAAUGGAGGCAGUGCUUAAGACAAAGAACGCUGUUAGGGCGUUCCUUGCGGUUGGUGGCAACCCGCGGUUGGUUACUGCUAUUGCAAUGUGCAUGGAUGAGUCCAAUGAGGGAGGCGGCGGCGGAGCCAACUGCGGUGUGAGUGGUGGUGCUGGUGACUCUUGGAUUAGUAAGGCACUUGAGGGAAAGUUGCACUUUCGGGCUCACGCCGCAGAAAACCGCUUUGCAGUGGCCACGUCUAUUGUUGAGGUAGCGGAGCAGCUGCUGGAUAAACAGAAGUACGUCCCAAAGGCUACUGCCGCACUCAACACUUUCCUUGCUUCUUCACUGAAGGAUCUGCUCCGUGACGUUGCCGAACAAGCGCGUAUACUCUUGGCAUCAACUGAUUCUCUUUUCCCCACUGACGUGGAGAACGAUGCAACGGAGUUUUACAGGCGUAUGUACAAGGCGGGCGACCCGACCAUCUCAGCAUCACUCGCUUUCAUUGAGCAGCUUUUGAAAAGUAGCAAGAGUCGUGAUAAGCAGCUCUGUGCGUGCAUCGUGAGCAUCAUGUUUGAAGAGUGCAACGCUAUUGGUUGCUAUCCCCACAAGGAACUACAACUGUUCGCCACACUUUACGGUCAGAUGAUAGCACGGGAGUUGCUUCCGCCGAACCAACAACAACGCGCGUGGACCCUCCUGUUACCGGUUAUUGUAAAGCCCACUGACCACCUGGUGGAGGAGUAUGGAAUCAUAGCGUUGGAACAAAUCAAACCUAGGCUGGCAGAGUGGCCGCAGUACGGGCGUGCUCUGCGUCAUGUGAAGGACCUCGACAUAAGAAUACCUGGCAUCAUGGCCGCCAUUAACCGGGGUAUCAAGGCAGAGGAGGCGGCUCGCCAGUCGCAGAGCCGUGCACAGAAUCAAGAGAAGACGACACAACAACAGAAGGAAGUGGAAUCGUUGCUCUCUGACCCGGCGGUCCUGGCUCUCAGCACGGAACGUCGCGACAAUAUGUUGGCAGCGGAGCAGCAGAAGGAUCGCGUGGCUGCAGCAACGUUGCAUCAGCACGACAUAGGGACGCUGCUGUCGAAGAAGAAUAUUACAGCACCGCCGCGUGUUAUCCAGGAGCAGAUCAACUUCAUAAUUGGUAACACGGAUUUGCACAACGUUGAAAAUAAUGCCCGUGAGUUAGCGAAACAGCUACGUCCGGAGUACUACGAGUUCUUUGCUGAGUAUUUCGUGGUGAAACGUGCGGCGUUGGAGCCGAAUUAUCAUCCUACUUACCUGAACCUCCUCAACAACCUGCAGUCGAAGCAGUUGGAGAAGGCGAUACGCAGCGCUACCGUUUCUUCCAUCAAGCUGCUGCUUAGCAGUGACAAGAUACGCGCCGAUCCUGGGGAGCGCUCACUGCUCAAGAAUCUUGGCUAUUGGCUUGGGCUCCUAACCCUAGCCAAGAACAUUCCCAUUACGGCUCAGGAACUAUGCUUCAAGGAUUUGAUUAUCCUCGGGUUGCGCGAGGGAAAACUUAUGGCAGUAGUUUCAUGUAUUGCAAGAGUGUUGCAUCAUUGCAUGGACUCACGCUUCUUCUGCCCACCCAAUCCGUGGACGAUGCGGCAAUUAUGUCUCCUGUGGGAAAUGUAUAACCUCAGAAACCUGCGGGUGACACUCAGGUUUGAGGUGGAUCUUCUUUGCAAACACAUGAAUGUGAAACUGGAGGAAAUCGAGCAGUACUACAACAUGCAUCCCAUCCACUCCAGCACACAGUUGUGCAUAUCUGAUGUGUAUAGAGAAAUAAACAUUCACCAGAGUGCCGACUUCCGUGUGGAUAAGAUGGAACUCCAGGAUGUCGUUCAACAACCGCAUAAGCAAGUUCAACAACCACAACAGGCAGCGCAGCCGCAAUUGCAAACCCAGGCUGCCCGUGCCAACCGCCCUCUUCAGGCCAACGCGGAGCCCUUUAAGCCAAAGGAUUCUAUGGUUCCGUCGGGUGGAGCACUUGCUUUUGAGGCUGUGGGCCCGCGUAGGCCUCCCAUCGUUAUCACACCUGAAACGGUGCGGGUAAGUGAGGAAGAGGCGAGCCUUUUUGGCGAACGGCUUGCUGUGUACAAGGGAUACCUGGCCAAAACGCUUGAAAGGGUUACGCAGGAACUCAAGCCGACGGUGCAGCGUUCCGGCACAAUUGCCGCUGUAACAGCCUGCCACAUUACCACUAAGGACUUUCUUUUCGACCGCGACAUUAAGGCGCAACUCCGGGCAGCGGAUGCGAUGGCUCGUUCUCUGGCUUCCAACUUGUGCACAGUGGCCAUCCGUGACGCACUUCCAGAGCCAUUUAACGUGCAGGUUGGUGAUCUCAUCAGCCGUUUGAUUGAUGUUAACGUGCCCAGCUACACGGAGCGCCGUGAGCGGCUGAAAGGGCUAAUCCGUGAAAAUAACAUGGAUUUGUGUGUACGUGCGCUUGAAUGGCAGGCGGCAGAGGAAGGAGCGAAGCGCCUGCAUGAGAAGUUAGACAAGAUUAUCAAGGAAAAGAUUGAUCAAAUUACCGCCCGUGAACCCCCACGAGCCCCAAAGGAGUAUCACGAUGUGCGGGAUCUGUUGAUGCAUAUGGGUGAGGUGUUGCGACCGCCUCACAAUUUGCCACCGCUGCAGCGGGCAGUCUAUGAGGAAUUCAACAACAGUGUGCCCGUUGUUGGGCUGCUUACUGCGUAUGUGCGUACGUUGGAGGACGCCACAGUCCAACACUACUCUACGGGCGACGCUAAGGUGCUAUCGCUGACAAGCCCCGAGUUUGCGAACGGACACUUUGGCGAAAGCCACGAUGUUAUCCGCACUCGGGUAAUCGGUAUUUCAAACAUCAUCAAUGCCGAAACAGCCAUCUACUGCGUCGGCCCAAUGCUUCGCAAGUUGUUUGUGCUUGCAGGUGCGAUGAAGCGUGCCGAUAGUGGGACAGCCGCAAGCAAUGACCUCACUACUGCUCGUCACAGAAAUGUCUGCAACCUGCUCAACGAGGUCUACCUCUUUGUAUUGCAAACGUGUUAUGAGCGCGGGGGAGAUAUUAUUCGCGAAGAAUUGACGCAGUUGUAUUUGCAGGCGGAGCAGCGCUGGAGCUACACGGACCUUGCGGUUAAUCUCUUGCGUAUUAAGGUGCUCAACGUCUCCAGAUUCGACGCGGCGCUCUCUAAGGCACUGUUGGCUGAGGGGAUGGGGCGGCAAGGUGUAGUAGACUUCGCUGGCGCAACAUUAUCCAGGGUAAUCGUGAAUGAGAAGCUCCUUAGUGCAAAGGAAUUGAGGGACACAGUGUCCCAGCUAGAGAGCAUUGCCAGUAAACAGGACAACCAAACGCCCCGCCAGCAGCAGAAUCAGCCCAAGCAGCAGCGGCACCAGCCACAGUCCCAGCAACUUCCUGCGAGUGGACAGGAUUCGGGAGCAAUGGGUGGGGCUCAGAUGGCGCCGGGAGGCGCAGCACCAACCAACGCCAUGCGAGCUUCCCCUGCGCUCUCCAACUUGGUAGAGCAGCAUGUACGGCGGCUUGUUGUGCCUACGCUUGCACCCCAAAAUCAAGAAGAUGCAGAGAAAAUUCGAGGAUUGUUUGAAGAGUGGUUGAUUGUUAACGCACGGAGAAUGCACAGCUCGUCCAGCGAGUCUAACCAGGCCAGUGGUGCCGCGACCAAUGCUCCGUCACAGGAGGGCGCAACAGCACCGACUACAUCGUCCCCCGCUUCUGCCACCGCUGCUCCUACGUCUACAACAUCAGCGGCGUUACCGGGUAACAAACCACCACCACAGUAUGAGUACAUGAUGAAGUUACGAGACAACAAGCAGCUUGACGGCCCGCAACUUAGGACGUUCCUCACUACGUCACUACGCUUCUGUGUUGAACACUACGCCACCAAGUCGUUGGAGUUGGAGCGCUCCAACCCGGCGGUACUCGGCCGUGCUUUGACCGCUGAAUGGAAGCCAGGCAACGCUCCACCCCAUCGUUACCAGUACGAUGACGGGCUUUUCACACAUGUGGAUGCCUUGUCUGACCUAGUGACAGUGUUGUUAUAUUACUGCUCGUUGAAGAACGAGUCGCGGACACUUCUUACGUUACUCAGGCGGGUUCUGGAUGCGUUCCAAUGGGCGCUCAUAGAUAAUCAUCAGGCGGUCGUUGUACGUUUACAACAGGCUCAGAACCCCAAUCACCUUGGAAAUGCAAAGUCUGAGCUUCCCGCUGGCACCGCCUACGCACCGAUGUUCCAACAACAACCCUACGUGCGCUUCUUCAGUAAUCUCUUUACCACGCUCGUGCGUGCGGAUUCGCCAAAGCGUGAGACGAUGGAGCAAAUCACAAGUGCUUUUGCUGAUACUCUUCAUAACCUCCCGCCACUCAAAUAUCCUGCGUUCACUUUUGGAUGGCUGGAGCUUGUGAGUCACCGUAUAUUCCUCAACCGCUGUCUACGUUCGCCUGUGCCCUGGCCCUCCUAUGUUGCGCUGUUAGUUCAGGGGCUCGAGUUUAUUGAGCGCUUCACGCGUGAAGGAAAUAUUUCCAAAAACGUACUCGUGUUCUACAAGGCGUUCUUCAAGCUGAUGUUGGUACUCACACACGACUACUCACGCUUUCUUAUUACGUAUCACUACCAGUUGUGUGACGCCAUCCCACCGUACUGUGUGCAGUUGCUAAACACUGUUUUGUGCUCCUUCCCGUCGGGUGUGAAGUUACCGGAGUUCUUUGCGCGUGUGCCAGACGAUGGCUCGGAGAUGCGGAAGCACCCUGCGACCGACAAUCAAGUAAAGUGUAUUGAGGAGAGUUUCAAACAGCACCACUUCGAUGGAAACGCUUUGUCCGAGAAAUUGCAGGAUGACCGACCAAUGUCCGAGUCUUACAUGCAAAGUAUUGUGGAGAAGUUGCAGUCGUUGCACAACUGGCGGCUGAUGAAUGCCAUCGUACUGCACGUUUGCAUUGUGUACUUGCAGGUAAACGAUCAUGCUGUGAAGCCCAACUUUCCUGAAUCCAACGCUAUGCGUUUCUACCGCCACCUUGCGGGCUCAUUGGACCACGAACACCGCUAUUACUUUAUCUGUUCCUGCGCUAACCAUCUGCGUUACCCGAACUGUCAAACGAACUUCUUCGUGAAGGUUAUAUCCAACCUCUUCCUUCCCCACCGAUCCAUUCGCAACGCCGUGGUUCAGCAGUGCAUCCAAGAGCAAAUCACUCGUGUGGCGGUGGAAAAAACACUCAUCAUUCAACCGCAUCCGUGGGGAGUACUCAGUACAUUCAUGGAGCUCAUGAGGGCCCCAGAGUAUGGUUUCUGGGAGAAGAGUUUUAUAUGCAGUACAUCUUUCUUAGAGAGUAUGUUCACAAAACUGCGACGCUCAGUGGAGUCCCGAAACGCCCAGCAACAGGUGCAGCAAUCGACCGGAUCUGCUUCCACCUCCGCAACUCAAGGCAAGAAGUAG